Messenger RNA from Parnassius mnemosyne (clouded apollo), 1755 nucleotides. NCBI's taxonomy places the organism in Eukaryota, Metazoa, Arthropoda, Insecta, Lepidoptera, Papilionidae. The record is from the annotation of a GenBank genome assembly.
AUGAAGGCUUACGAUGUGUACCGACUCGCCGCGCUCUUCUUACUGCACGUCAGUAUAGUACAAGCGGAGCCCGUUACGUGCGAUGUGCGCACGCGCAUCGAGUCGGGUUGGAUCUGCGGACUGCGGCGCUGGGCUGAGAACAACACUGUGUACGCGAGCUUCCGGGGUGUGCCCUAUGCGAAACAGCCCCUCGGGGAGUUGAGGUUUAAGGAGCUGCAACCCGUUGAACCAUGGGACUAUUUAGACGCGUCGGAAGAAGGUCCAAUAUGUCCACAACAGGACGUCUUCUAUGGCAAGCUCAUGACGUCACAGAAGAUGGACGAAGCGUGCAUAUACGCCAACAUACACGUCCCAAUCGAAGCCUUGCCAGCAACCACCCAGAGAAGACCAUCCAGAGAUCUACAGCCACCUUACGAGACUGGCUUAAGUGAUGAGGAAGAAGAGAGACAUCCAGGUCUACCGAUACUGGUCUUUGUACAUGGAGGUGGCUUUGCAUUCGGUUCCGGUGAUUCUGACUUACACGGACCCGAGUAUCUAGUCAGCAAAGGCUUAAUUGUCAUCACAUUUAACUACAGACUCAACGCCUUGGGUUUCCUGUCCCUCAACACCUCAAGCAUACCGGGCAACAAUGGACUGCGCGACAUCGUGACCUUGCUGCGUUGGGUGCAGACUAACGCGAGAGCCUUUGGAGGGGACCCCGAACAAGUAACGCUGGCUGGACAGAGCGCUGGUGCCAGCGCCGCACAUUUGGUAUCGCUAUCGCCGGCAGCUGAAGGAUUAUUCAAAAGACUGAUAUUGAUGAGCGGAACAGCAAUACCCACAUUCUACACGACCUCGCCAGCCUACGCAAAAUUCAUCGCCAACAUGUUUCUUUCACAACUCAGCAUAAACACUACAGAACCUGAGGAAGCGCACCGCCAACUAAUACAAAUCCCCAUUGAAAAGAUCAUGAACGCCAACAGUCUCCUAAUAGACCAGAUGGGAUUAACUACAUUCCUGCCAGUAGUAGAAAACCAUUUUCCAGGUGUUACAACAAUAAUAGACGAAGACCCGGAAAUACUAAUGGCCCAAGGACGAGGCAAAGACACUCCAAUGCUAGUCGGCUUCACGACCGCUGAAUGCGAAAGUUUCCGUCCGAGGUUCGAACAAAUAGACAUACUAACAAGGUUAAAUGAAAAUCCACUGUUAAUGAUAUCUCCUAACGUUAUUUUUAAUACACCUACAAGCGAUUUACUAAAUAUAGCGAAGAGGGUGGAACAAAGAUAUUUUAACGGAUUGCCUAGUAUGGACAAAUAUAUUAAAUGUUGUUCGGACACGUAUUAUAUUUACCCUGCAUUCAAAUUAGCGCAAAGAAGAGUAGCAAUGGAUGGUGCACCGGUGUUUUUAUAUCAGUUCUCAUACGAGGGGGAAUUCAACGUCAUAAAGGAGGCAAACGGGAUAAAAUAUAAGGGAGUUGGUCACGUAGAAGACUUGACUUAUGUGUUCAGAGUAAAUUCAAUGCUGGGUUCUCACAUAUCGUUCCCGCCUAGUAACGACGACGAUAUGAUGAAAGGCUGGAUGACUAAGAUCGUAAGGAAUUUCGUGAGUUGCAGUAAACCCACCUGCAAUAGACACCAGGGACCUUGGUUGCCGGUGGACAAAGAGCUCCGCUAUCAAGACAUAGUGAGAACUUCCUACUACUGGUCUACCUACCCGAAUCAGUCACAGCACGAGAUGAUGCAGUUCUUUGACAGUAUAUACAACAAGACUAUAUGA